AGCAAGAGAAACCUCCUUUCGAGUCUUGUUGAGAAAGACGGGGUUGCAGUGAACCGAAUGAAUAUCUGUCUUUGGUCCGAGUUGACUGUCUUUCAAUCGCUACCUAUUCUGGAGCCUACUACUAGUCUAGGCUGCUUGCGCGAAGGAACAUCUGCUGGACGAUUAUCUGCAACGUUCUGAGAAUUUCUAGAUCCUUUUCUUCUGAACGUUCAAGAAGAGCAGCAACGUGUUGGUCGAUUUGGCAGGGAACCAGUAGACGUGGAAUAUCUUCUACAUGCAUGGCAUGUUCAGAGCCCUCGGUUCUACCAACAAAAGCUAGCUCGAAUAGAAGACAGUGACAAUUACCCAAUCUCUCUGACGUCAAUCAUUCCUGAGACAAUUCUGCUCCAGCUUCCAGUCAACAACAACUAACAGAACACAGUUGUGGCAAAACGUUGAUACAGCUACACAACCAAAAUGGCUGAAAGCAGUGAUGGAGGGAAAUGGUCAUUCCUCUCCAAUCUUCCAUUUCGGUCAACUGACACUGACUUUAGCUCUAAGGUUGCAAUAAAAGUGCAUGACCUGUUGAGAGCCCAGUCAACAACAACAACAACAACAACACCAAGCGUGUCUUGCUUGCCAACUCUGAAUGGAAUGUUCAACCACUGGAUCAAUGACAAUGUUCGUCAACAGCCGUCGCCUCAGAAAUUCAAUGAUGAUGUAACUCAGCUCUGUGAUGUGGUGAAACUCGUCUUCAAUGGAAACGAACAUGCUUCUCCAGUGCUGUACCCAUGCUUGCUCUACCUUUGCAUUCAGCUGAAGAAACAAAUCCAUAGGAUGACUUUUUCAUCUUGGCGAAUACCAGGCGCAGCUUCCAAAAAAACGACAUUGCGUGCAACUUUGCAAGAACGUCUGAUCAGCGUUAUGGCUGACUUCACUGAUGACCUGGAUUCGAUGUUCAUCACCAAUGAUGCAUGUACAGAGGACAUGAUAGACCUGAUGGAAUUCACCCAGUGCUCAAAACAGGCUGCAGGUGUUUUUGCAACACUUGCCCAACAGCUGUCCUUGCGAGACGAUGUCUUCAAGCCAGAUGUCCAGCUCAUGAAAGCAUUCUUCAGCUUGGUGCGCCUCGACCUCAAGUUCAAUGCACUCAAUGGCAACCAACAGACAUACUGGCAUGGUCUCUUUCACCAUAUUCAAGGUUUCUUCAGAAUCUCGAAGAACCAGGAAGGAGUGGAGCACUUCUUGGAUGGUUUUUCGGAUAUGCUGAGGAAAUGCAAGAAGACCAGGCUAUUGAUUCCACUUGGCCCUCAAGCUUUUUGUGAAUUGCUCAAAGGACUAUACAAGGAUUCUGCAGCCAGUCAAAAUGAUAGGCUUUAUCCAGAAGCGGCACGCGGCUUGAUUCAACGGUUUCGGGAGUUCUUCACGGACGGGUUUGAUGACAAUCAAGUUUGGAAAUUUGUUUUUGGUCGCCUUGCAACCUGCAAAGACGUGACAGUGAAGUCCAGCUUGAUGAUGGAUCUUGCUAAAGACUGUAAAUGUGACACUAUGGUCUGUGCUUUGCAAGCCUUGUCACGCAAUGGUGGCCCAAAUAUGGUUCUUGUGUUGAUUGCCGAAGUUGCCAAGGAGAAAUACCUCUCUGAACAUCUGCUGAAGUAUCUGUCACAAGUAUUCAAUCGCUAUCUGCAACAAACAAGUGGAAUUGUCUCAGCCGAGGACCUUAAACACUUCUUUUCCAACGUACCGAAGGAAAACAAGCAGUUUGGUGUUGUCUUGUUCAGCACCUGUGUUCUUGGUGGUAAUCCCAACCAAAAGAGGGAGUUGGAGAAGGAACCAGAAUCACUUGCCAGUCUCAUUGAUUUUGUCGGUGAGGUUCAACCUGAUCUCAUUCAAUCCAACCUUGUUCCUAUCCUCAUGAUGCUCAGAAAGGCAUGCACGUACCAGGUUUUCUUGAUUCUGAAGUACAGCAGCUAUGUGCGUGAAAUGCAGCUGAAUGACAGCAUGCAAUCUGCCAUGAAUGACAUCAAAUACUCUUGGUCCCUUCCGUCCAACAACAGCUACAGGUACUACACGUACCAGCAAGUGGCCAGAACGACACAGGUUGUGUCAAGCUACCUCAUCAAUGUCAUGACUUUACUGGACAACUCCAAGGCAAGCACAACAGAGCGGUCACUGGCAUGGAUUUGGUGGUUGAAGCUGUGUAAAAAGGUGUCGGAACUUCUCCUGUCUCUGUACAAACAGAACCCUGAGCAAACCAUCAACACCUUUGGAACAUCAUUUGUGGAAGCUCACGACCGGCCCACCAAUCUCCAUGCGUUUGAGUGGGUUCUGUACACGAUGGUACUGCGAAGAAUUCUUGCAGCCGAUCCGAAGGUGUACGUGAAAGGCCACUGCAGCAUUCUGCUCCAACAAUGCAAUGAGGUAUUUGUAUACCUCGAGAGCACCAGCUGCAAUGAUGAUGCAAAUAGCAGCAGCAGCAGCAGCAGCAGGAACAGCAGCAGGACGGCCACUCAAGCAAAACAACCCAAGGACACAAAGUGGUUUCAGGAUCUCAGGACCACGAUUCAGAACCACAACGUCAGCAUCAUUGAAAAGACAUACACGGCAGACUCCCAUGCAUGGUACGUUCAGCAGAAAGAGCAACUGAAUAAAGUAUUCAAAGUCUUUCAACUGAGAAUAGUACAGGAGUGCGAUAUGCCGACUUUGGAUGACCUGCACAAGGAGUUAGACAAGUACGUGAGCAUCGUCCAGUGGCUGCAGGAGCAGUGUAUUAACAACCUACACCAAACUUCAAUGAAUGCCUUACAACGUAUCAACGGCACGGAAGCACCUGAGUACAAGGAUCUUAAUGCAGCAUGUUCAGCAGCAAAGACCAUGUUGAUAAGUCUACAAUGCCCUCUGCAAGCUGACAUGGUAAACGGAUCUACUGUUUGCGACUUUCUACACCACUUCUUGUCACAGAAGAGCCAUGCUCUUUUCUCGGCCGUCUUGUCCAUGCAACAAGAAGGGAAGCCUUGUCAUACUCUUGAAUCCAUGACCGAAAAUCUGCAGUCGGCCCACACGUUCAUGUCUAGCAUUCUGUCUUUGAACGUGAAUGCAAAGUCGCUCCUGGAAAUGAAUGAACAAAUGCGGUUUGCCGACAUCAGCGCAGAGCUGGCUACAUUGGUCUCAUUUCCCCCGUACGCCAAGCUAGGUAGCGGUGACCAAGUGAAGAAUGUGCUUGAAACCAUUCAACAGUGUUUCAUAGUGAUGAGGUAUAGUACCUGGGUGCCCACGUUGCUGAAGGUACUUCAAGACAAUGACAUGAUCACUACGGAGGAUGACGCAGAUGAUGACGAUCUCAAAGUAGUCAAAAGUCUGCGGGAAGUGAGCAUUGACCGUCUCGAGUUGAAGGCAGUGAAAGAGAUGUUUCACCAAGUCAACAAUUUAUUCAAGGAUUUGACCUCGGACCACAUGAAGUUCAUUGAAGAAGUGCAAAAGCAAGCCAGCUUGAUACAGCUGUUGAUGGAGCACAGCUUCAACCCUGGGUUCUGUGAACAACUGACGAAUCAGACACGCGGAGAACCACUGCAAGCCAGAUUGUUACGUUCUCUAAUGGCCAGCCACCAAUGCCUGCGUGACUUCAUCCAACACCAACCAACUCAGCUCCGUGAUGCUAUCUGUAAGCUGCAGCUGCUACAAGCUACUGCCGAAAACACUGAGCAUAUACGGACAGCCGGUCAGAACCUUGGCGACAUCCGAGGCAUUAUCCACAAGGCUCAAUCUAAAAGUAUUGACAAUGCAUUCGAGCUUGUACAUGAGCUACAGAAUCAUGGCCAAGCAACUGUCCACCUUAAUGCUCAUAUGAGCAGGCUGUCAGCAAUUGAUUUCAGCUAUGAUUCUGAUGCGGCUGGAGGGUGCACGCUAUCAGAGGAGGAAUUGUUCGAUCUCAGGCGGAAACUGGUUCUCAGUGAAAACAGCAGUGAAGCAGAUGUUAAGGAAAGAGCAAAGGCAUUUCUGAAGGUCAUUAAUGCUGUGGAUAUGCUCAAAGAGACUCUGUUCGCACUGGAAAAGGAUGGGCACCCUCACUAUUUCAUACCCAAUCGCCAACUGCGGUAUCCUCUCAACGGUGUCUCUAGAAUUGAAGAAGAAGGGCGUACUUUGAAGAACACGUUACAGAAGUGGCGUCUGGAACUGAAGCAAGCACGCACUAGUAAAAGUCGUUGUCUUCGUCUCUACAGCAACUCUCAGAUUGGCCAUAUGUUGGCUUUACUACAACCUGGAGAGUUACAACAAAGAAGCAUUCAAUCCAUGAUGGAGAAUGAUACCGUGCAGAAUGCCAGCGCAAGAUGUGUUGCAGCCAUACUGCUUUCAUCCCAGCCUCUUUUGAGCAAGCCUGAGAAUGUAGAGGGCAUACUCCAAGGCACGCAUAGACCUUUUGGUCUUGGAAACGGCAGUCAUUUGUUGGAAGAACUGUGUACGCUGGUCAAUGCUAAAAUCAAUGUGGAAUCUGCAGCUGGAGAAGAUGGCCUGACUGCUUAUGAUGAAGGGAAACAAUACAUCUAUUCAGUAGCACUAUCGCAGGUGAAUCACCAGCAACGGGUGCAUCAGCAACAGCCAAAUGGCACUAGCAACCUCCUGCCUAGUGUCCUAUCUGUAUUUCUACAGCAGCAUGCUUUGCCGUGUCAGUCACAGCUACUGUUUUGUACUCUGGACACUACAGUAUCGGAGUUAGAACAGUUUGUGUCCCGUGCAACUCUCGUCACAUCUGUGCCAUUUGUGUUGAUUGGCAUUGACCGGCUGAAUAGGGAGACACGCUCAGCUUUGGCUACAGAACAACUGCGAUUGAGUGAACACGAAGAACAUGCGGAUGUUUACUACAUCUUACUGGACUGCUGUGCAACAUCUUUACCUGGUUGUGUUUUAUGGGAUGGCAAUGACAUGAGUGACUCUCAGCAAUCAAAGGCCAUCGAGGCCGCUCUGAAGAAAGUGAAGCGUCCGAAAGUAGUUGCUGUUACUGGAAAGCCAGGUGUCGGAAAGUCCACAUAUAUCCACAAUGAGGUGAAGUCUUUCCAAUGUACUAUCACUAUCAACGGAGUACCUGACUACACUUCCAUUAUCAAGAAGCUCAAUUCACUGCCCCGACAAGCGACUGUUCUGUUCAGCUUGUCAUCACAUUUGCCAUGGGAUAUUGUUGAUAUGCUCUUCUUCAACUUGCUUGUAACAGGAUCAUUGAUCAGUCCAACAUCUGGUUCAACACACACUAUCCCUCGGGAUUCCGAUUGGAAAUGGUGGGUUGAAGUGCCCCCUCCACCGAAUCAGGCAAGCACCGGUUCGAACUACCUGAGAAAACACUUGCCAAUGUUAGCAUUAUUUGCUGAAGAGAGAGCGGUCAAUGAGCAUCACGCAUUUAUCUUGUCAGAUCGAGAUUGUCUUGUUGCGAGAUACACUGCCUGUUACCUCACAAAACGGAAUGGUAGAAAGCGAAUCAAUGAGAAAAUGGAAGGUGACCAGAAAUAUCCGGAUCUAAGCAGCUUCCCAAUGAGUGCACGUGAUUUCAAGGAGUCACUUCUCAAACUCUGGGAGCUCAGUAUCGAGAUGAAACCAAGCUCACCAACGUCGAUGUUGUUGAAAGGUGACAAGCGAGUCCAGGCCAUGUUCGUAGCAUACCUUCAGAGACGAUUCAAAUAUUUUGAACAGAAGUCAUUCUUCCGUCACUUUGACCUUCCUUCCAUGGGAUCCGAUUUAUUCGAACAAUUCAUUGCCGAGGCUCACUAUCUCUGUGCAGCGGAUCUGGAAUGCUCCUGGAGAGAUUGUCGGCAGUCUUUUUUGGUAUUUGAUUCAGCUUAUCAGAGAAUGUGGCCUCUCUACCCAAAGUGUACACAUGCCUCACACCAGAUGACUACUGUUGGUUUCAACCGCAUCACCAAGGGAGCGGAGGAGACCCUAAGAUCAUCUUCGAAUCGGUGGGAAAGGUAUAUUGCAGACACUUUCCAUCUCAAUGAGGUUAUUUUAUCACAACUGCUACGUGAGAAACAAUUUGUGCUUACCCCGGAUGCUGCUUACAAGAUCUUGAUGAUCCACGAGCGAAAACAAGCACGGAUUCCUCUUGUCAUAGAAGGAGAAACCGGCGUCGGAAAAACGUUUCUUCUGGAAUUCUAUGCAAAUCUUCUUGAUGAGCAAGCGAUGCAGCAAGGUCUGGGAAGAAGCAAAGCACCUCGGCUGAGGAAGCGCUUUUCUGAAUGGUUGGGACAGAAACUACAGAACCAGCAGUAUGCAAUGCGAUUGGCCUCACAGCAAUCACAGCUCACAAAGUAUAAGGCUGGUCUUCUUGCAAAGUCUUACGAUCAGAACGCACUGGUAGAUAUUUGGAAAUGGGUUCUGGACAAUCUGGCUUCCUGUGAAACCACUGCACCGACAGGCACAAGUUUGCAAGGCGCUCUGUGUGAGCAGCUCAUCAGAGAUUUGCAGACGUUUAUGUCUCAAUGCUAUUCUGAUAUACCACGUCUAAAACCACUGGCAGCUGGGAGCUUUCUCAAGACACUGAUAGACAGCACGAAACCAACCAGAGAUGAGUCUGUCACUUUACUGAAGCUGUUCUUACAAGCCGAAGUGCAUCCUCUCCUUUGGCAUCAGCUGGUUCAUCCCGGAGUGCAACCUCAUGAGAUUGACAUGUUUCUACAGACACCUUGCCGGCUGGCCACCCAAUUAAAGCACACGCAGCUUGUUGUGUUUUUUGACGAGGUCAACACAGCGUGUAGCCCGGGAAUCUACAAAGAAAUUCUCGUUGAUCACAGCUUGAAUGGCAAGAGACUGCCAGACAAUAUCUUCUUCGUCGCUGCCAUAAACCCAUACACACCCUCAGAUGCUCAUGACACUAAUGCUGUUAGAGAGCAGCAUGUCAAGACUGCGAGUAAAAGCGCCAGUGUAAUGGACAUUGGAGAGAGGAACUACACUGUACAUGAGUUACCAGCAUCUAUGGUGUCAUUCAGGUGGAAAUAUCCUGGUCUGGACAAUAACACGGAACUGGAACAAUAUAUUCAGAAAAGGCUUUCCAUGCAAUGGCGCAACCUGAAUGAUGGUACAGCUUGUGAACCAACAGCUGUCCAAUCACAACUAACUACCAUACUUCUUGCCGCUCAUAGGUUUUUCUUGGACAAGAAACUCCUUGGAUCUGUCAGCCACCGGGACAUCGAGAAAGUAUUUUGCCUCAUUCCGUUCUUUCAAGCAUGUUCAUUCUUCCAUGUGCUGGGUGCUCAAAAUGUGCCUGGAGAGUUGAAUAGAACACCGGUGCAGCCCAUCUCCAAGAUGCGCACUAGCAUCUAUCUUGCUGUGUGUGUGGUGUACUAUAUGCGCCUUCCUGACCAAUCUCCAAAAGGGAAUGGAGUUUGCCGUGCCAGUUUCGACAACCAUCUGGAUGUCACAACUGGCAAAAGGGUCUCAGAAGUGUUUGAGGAAGCGGUGAACCAGUUUGUGACAAGGGACAACUUUGCAAUUCCGCCGGGUGUUGCUCUGAACCAAGCAUUGAAGGAGAACGUAUUUGCAAUAACAGCUUGUAUCCAGACCAGAACUCCAAUGUGUAUCAUCGGUGCUCCUGGAGCGUCCAAGACACUGAGUUUUCACAUUGUUCGUGACAACUUGCAUGGAUUGUCGUCACCAAAGAAGUUUUGUGAGCAGUUUGAGAAACUACAUUGCCUUUUCUACCAGUGUUCAGAAUAUUCCACCAGCAACGAUAUCAAGCAAGUUUUAGUUGAGGCUGAGCAGUUUCAGGAAAUAUACAACAAUGACCACACCGCAAAGACAAAGACGCGGUGUGUGGUGCUGCUGGAUGAAGCAGGCCUGCCAAGCAAAAACAGUAUGGUGUUGAAGGUGCUUCACCCAUUCCUGGACAAGUGCAGGAUGUCAUUUGUAGCCAUAUCCAACAAUCAUUUUGACUCUGCCAAUGAAAACCGGAUGGUUGUCGUUCUUCGCUCAUUGGCCUCCCUAGAUGAUAUGCUAGUUCUUGCUGCUGGAUGCGUUGGCCAUGUGGUCAAGUCUCUUGAUAAGAGCGCUAAUCUCUUUUUACAAGGUCUUUGCAAUGCAUAUCGAGAGGUAGUGAAAGAUGACACCUUUGGAAAAAUCUACCACUGCCGCGAUAUAAUUUACCUUCUCCGCCACAUCCAUCGUCACCAACUUCAGAGCAGGCACUCAUUAAGUUUUAGUGGGGAUCUGCUGCUUAGAGCACUUGAGCAAAACUUCAAUGCCACUGAUGAUUCUGAUUUCAGGCGCAUCACCAACAUCUUCUUUCAGUGUGUCGAAGCCAAAUUGCAAGAAGCGGGUAUAACCUUUCAGCGUCCUCAGCAAAAGUUCUACCGCUCUAAGAUGGCAAUCCUUCGUCAUGCACUUCGAUUUUCAUCACACCGUGGCCGGCCCCAGAAAGAUCAGUUUGAAAAGCCAAUAGAGACAGGUCAUCCCUUAGCACCACGGUUCAAGUUGAUUAUUGAUCCAACAGAUGAUUUUUCCGGAUUGCGGCUCCUCCAGAAUGAAGGUGUGAUAAGCAGAGACACUGCCAAGGUUUUCUGCAUGAGUGACUUGUUGCAGGAUCAAUCUGAUGUUCAUGUUGCUGAAGUAAUAUCUGGAAUAAAGUACUGCGUAGAGCAUCCCUCGACAGCCAUUCUAAUCAAUGCAUCACGUGUCUUUGGGAGCCUGUAUGAUCUGCUAAACCAGAGCUUCCUGCGGAUUGGUGUAUCAAGCAAGCAGAGUCCGCAGCAAGAUGAAACAACAACGCCUAGAGCAUAUGCCAAUAUUGCAAUGGGCACAAAGACAUACAGCUGCGAAGUUCACGCAAGCUUCCAGUGCAUUGUGUUCUUGAGCAAGAGAGAUUUUGACAGCUCACCAGCUCCAUUCCUCAGUCGCUUUGAAAAGUUUUUAAUCACUCCAGAAUCCAUACUCAAUGAGCGCAUUCACCGGUUAACACAUGCAGAUCAGCUGAAAGUGCGAGCUGCCUAUAACAUCUGCCAAUCAUUUGUUGACCACAUGGGUCCUUCCGCGUUCUAUGGAUAUUCUCCAGGCAAUACUCUACCUUCGCUGCUCAUGUCACACAUUCAGCCUCCAAGGGAAGGAGAUGAAUUUGGCAGCUUCUGUGUGAAUGAAUUCACAGGCGUUCUCAACAACUUUGACAACAUCACGGCAAAUUGUAGUGAGAUGCAGCGACUUGCAAGAGGGUUGUGUGCUCAACUUCUCCAGUUAGUGACACCUGAGACAUUUGUGCUGAAGAUGCACACACUGGCUGACGCAAAUGAUUAUGCUGGCAUCUAUUUUCAUGCUCUAGAAAGCACGUGCUGUGAUUUGAAGCAACUUCUGGAAAAUCGAACACCUGAAAGUGCAAAAAAGGGCAACAAGUGUGCCGAUGCAGCUAAAGCACUCAUGAUGUUUACCCGCACGUCAAGUGACAUGCAAAGCCUCCAGUCAUUCAUCAGUGCCACGGUCAGUAAAACAUCGAUGCAACACAUCGCUGUUGAGAACGCACACGAGUUUAUGUGUAAACGUGAUGUUGAAUCGAGACUUCAGCGCUUCCAACAGGAUUCAAGAACAUGCUUGGUGGUAAGCAUUGAUUCCAAGAAGGCUUCAGAUCACCGCAUCUGGCAUCAACUUAUCACCGACAACAUGGUGUCUUGUUCCGAAAGCAACAAAUUCUUCGUAAUGCUUUUCCACAUUCCAGAAUUGGAAGUCCAUCUACCAAGCAACCAUGCAGCAACCUUCCUAAAUAAUUGGAGCUGUCUGUUCCUGGAUUCGGUGUGCCAACCUCCAUUCAAUCUACACCGCCUUGCUGGAAUCAUUGUCAGAGAGUCGCAGUCAUAUGGUGACGACAAUGAAGUGGACCUAAAAGAAACACAGAAGCAUCAGGACUUUGCAGAAUUGGUGCUACCAACGAGAUUCGAUAAGCUUGGCCAAGAGCUGGCCACCCGGUAUAUUCCCUGUCUGAGUAAUAAAGUGAAACUUCCGAAAACUGUCAAGGCGUCCUGCCAACGGCUUUACAAGAACAAAGGUGAACUUCAUGAGCAACUACAGUGUGUACUAGAUGAUUUCCCUUGCAUUCUCAAGCUGGCAUGUAAGAGAUUUUCACGCUCAUAUUCCGAUCGUCAAGCCUACAAGCUGAUGUGCAGUCUUGCUCGGGACCUCACCAGUCGCAACACAUCAGGCAGUUUUGCGGCAGCUAUAAAUCAAAGCAUCCAGCAACUGUUUCCAUCCGUCUUGGACCCUGUCCUGACGAGUGUCUGUAGCAACUACGGCUUGGCACAUCUCAAUGAGUGGUCAGAAGAGACUAUUUCUUGUCUAGUUGACUUGAUUCCUGUAUCAUCAUGCAAACGUCAACAGGUCCAGCAGGUUCAACUCUCACUCCAUCGCCUGGUGCCUGGACUGCCUCUCUUUACUCUGCUCAGGCAGAGAAUCUUAUCAGUACUCUCCAAGUUGCAUACUGGAUUCAAUGUGGACAAGGCGAGGCAGCUGCUAGAACAGGACAAGAUAAUUGGCAAGCUGCUGUCAGGCAGCGAGGCAUCAAAGAUACAGGAGACAUUUUGCAAGGACUAUCUCCUGUUGCUGCUUGCAAAAGGUAGCAAACAAAUCUGCGAGGGAUCGCGUGAACUUUUGUCUGUGCAGCAAAUUCUCCAAUGGCUCAAGCUUGAUCAGGAGUACCAAUGCCAGUCUGCACCUCGCAACCUGAUUGUCGUGAUGUACUGGGCAACGGAAAAGAAUAAAAAGAAAAGGGAGGUCAUUGCCACAUUGUUCCAGUGCAGUAUGACAGUGGAUAACAUUCCAAAUUCCAUCACAGACAUCUCAGCAAGAAUGGCAGUGCAUAACUCCUUACAAGAUGCUUUCUCUGCUCAAUUACUGUCUUUUUUAUGUGAUCAGCUAUGGAAACACCUUCUGACUCUAGCAGAGAAUGGUGAGGCUGAAGAGUGGUCCGAAUCCCUCGCUGAGUGGGUUAUUCUGCUCCAACUUUGGAAUGAACCAGAUAUCAACAACUGUCUCUCUGCCAUGUCAGGUCAACUUGGAACCACUGUAGACAGGCUAUCACUGAUGCGUAGCAUGAAAGUGUUCUUGUGUGGACUGACAAGGCCCAUUGCCACGGCUUCUGUUCGCAAAGUCAGUGCAGUCCAUACUGCGCACGCUGAGCAGGUAUCUUGCCAAGCAUUCAUUCAGUGUAUGACAUCACUUGCAACUGAUCUAGGGACAUCCAAUCAGAAAGAAAGGGUCAUUCUGGCCCUUCUAGAGACUGUCCAGUUCUGGUCAUCAAACGGCCAAAUCCAACAAGCUGACAUCCAAGCCAUAUUUCGCCUUCUGAAUGGAGGGUUGAUCGCCAGUGAUGUCCGUUAUGCCAGCUUGUGCAGAGAACUCAGUGUACAAAUCACCGAUCACCUCUGGAAGAGAGAUGAUAAGACGACAGUUGGUUGUCUGAAGAGCGAGCUAUCGAUGCACCACAGCUACAAGCCCCCAGUCUAUGAAGGUUACUCACCCCUCAAGAAACAGCCAUUAGCUGAUGUACUCUUCUUCCAUCAAGUUAGAAAGCAUGGUGAAGGCACAAGGCAACUAUCAAUUGAUGAGUUGUACCGGAGAAUACUUGACUUUGGAACUGAUAGUUCACCGUCCAGUCUCUUUCACAGCGUUGUCUUGGCUGGCUGGAAAUACUGCCUACUUGAGCAAAUGGUCGCGAUUAUCUCCAGACAAUCUGCUGCCUCGGUAAUCCAAAUUGACAGUGACUUCAGAACAGUGUUCAACUAUGUGACAAGUACACAGGACUUUGACCUGAAGCAGCCAUCAUCCAUGUGUUUGUUCUUCCUCAAGGCUUUGAAAUCAAAGGUCAGCACACAGCACCUUAUCAAGUGGUUGACCAAAUACAACAGUGAUUGGUGUAGAGCAGUUCUCUUGAGCAUUAACCAAGGCACUAGCGAGUAUUUACCGGUAACGUUUCUCUCAUUCAUGCGCUCUCCGAACCCACCUGCCACUGGCGAGUCGACACAUAUUGGAUUUGAGAGAGCCCAUUCACAGUACGCUGAGCUCCAAAGUGUGUUCAAGAAGAUGGAAAGCAAAGAGUACUCGGUCAUUCAACAGUGGAUCUCUAGUCGGCUUUCGGCAAACACACUGGUGGAUGGUAUACCAGUACGCGCAUGGAUGAAAGGCUCUCUGCUGCUUCUCAUUUUCCAUGACUAUCACCAGAAGAGCAAAUGUCAACCGCUUGAAGCUUUAUGGUCCAAUUUUGAUGCCGUAUUCAAUUGUUUACGGCUUUCAACAUUGGAGAAGAAUGCGUUUCAAUUCUUCUUGAGUAAGACCUAUCGAAAAUCAGCCCUUGGUUCUGAUGAUGAGCUUUAUUCUCUAUUUGAUCCACAGUCCAGCAACGAUCAACAUAUCAUGCCUCAGCUAAUGGUCAAUGUACUGGUUUGCAAUCUAUUCUUCAGCCAGCAAACACAUUGGUAUUCACUCAUCGCCAACCCAGACAGCCUCAAAGAUUCAUUCUAUUUUGGAGCAGUUUCCUACACAGGGCGGAAAGGCCGGCUUGAUGGGGGGUAUAACAUUGAUUGUUACAGCCAGUUUGAUGAUGAAGGGCGACCAACAUGCACUCCGGACAGCAGGCUGAGUUCUACUAUGGCUCUACUCUGCCUUCUGUUCACAUUCAGCUCCAUCUUCUGGCAUGUGGCUCUAGUCGGAGUAGAUGAUAUCUUCGAAGUCGUUAGCAGGUACUAUGUAGAAAUGGCCGCACCAGAACGUAGCUCACGUGUAAAGGCAAUGUGGUUCUGUCGACAGCGAAUUGGAAUGCCCAUCAACUGUUUGGUGAAUGGUAUUGCUGGACGAGGGCCCCUGAGCCAAGAAAAGUCCGCACUGCUGAUCACACGAUGCCUGGAGAAAGUUGUCACCAUGCAGUACAGACACACACAUCUCUUCUCACCGAAAUAUUCAGACAGUGGUCUCAAAGAAACUGCAGAGUGUGCAUUUCAACAAGACCUGUGCAAUAACAUACUUGACAGAUUGGACAAAUUUGAGGCGAAUAUUUCGUAUGGCGAUCUUGCAAAGAAGAUAGCACAUUAUCCUGGCCCGUUGCCACCGAUGGGCAUCACUACUGUUCUCCAAGCUGUGCAGAGCAAUAGCAGCACUGCUGUUGGAGCGCACCUCAACUGCAUUAGGCACUUCUUUUCUAAUCUCAAAGAGCUGGAGCUGUUGACGGCUUUUUCAGAUUUGCUGGUGAUGAUGGAAUGGCUGCAAACAACUGGAUCUCACCAGUACAUGCCAGAUGCCUGUCUGUCACAACUAAAAGUUGGUGUGCAAAGAGAGACUCUACGCAAAGGCAUGGAUGCCUGGAACAGCGUACAUGCCUUCAACGGCGGUCGUAUUGCCGUCGACUGUGCUGCUCCCCGGAUAGAACGAAUUGGAGAUGGCACACCUUUGUCCUACAUCAGUGACAUGUUGCCAAAGGUUCUGAAAUACUUGUUGAAAGUUCAGUGGGACUUUUAUCAUGACUGUACCCAAACUUCAUCUACAAGUCUCGAUGAAGGCAACCAGUUGGGCGUGGAAUUACUGGAUUCACAACCUUCUGUGCCUUUGGAGGUUGUUGCAGAAAUGAAGGGCAAAGGUGCUCUGUACAUCGACACUGAUGAAGUUGAUUCCAUUGUGCGCCAGUGCUCCAAUUUUGUUUUGACAAGACGAACAGUGGACUAUGAUCUACUUCGACUCCAACGGUUGAUCUUAGCCUAUGUGGCUCAGUCUAUGCGUGUUGUCACAUAUGAAAAAUCUCAUCUGUUAGCUCCGCUGCAGUUUGCUAUACACCUCGAUUCAGGACAGAAGUUCCUCGAUAGGUAUCGUCUGAAGAAUGACCUGCCAGAAGUAUUCUGCAAGCCAUUAAAAGACCAUCGUCUUCGCCUGGUAACAAUGUUUGUAAGGAAAUUGAACCAUGAGCAGGCCAUCAGCUUGAUGAACGCUCUAGCAACAAUCUCCAAUGUGCAAUGUUUCAACCAGCCUGCUGCUAGCUCAAAUCAAGAUUGCUUGCUGAGCAAGUGCAUCAAGGAUAUCUCUGGAAGCUCACAAAGGAGUUACGACACAUCCUUUCUGCCGGAUCUCCAGCAUCUGGAACAACAAGCUCAUGUACGCCUUGGCAAUAUCUCCUGGGUACACAAAAUGGUUCAUAAUCACAUCGUGACAAUGGGCUAUCUGCAUGCUGAUCUUCCAUUGACAGUUCGGUUCGAUCUUCAACCGGAGAAUCUCAAAGCAGAGGUGCAACGAGUCAUAACCCAGUGUAUACCCAGCGCUAAUGUUGAGCAGAAAUUACAUUACACCGAAGGAGCAAUUCAAAGAUUGCUGGAAUGCGCACCGCGGGCGGAGAAAACACAAGAUGCCAGUCUGUCCACCAUAGGCAACACUUGCGACGACACCUACAAGGGUCUGUUCCAAUCGCUGCCGCCGAGCGUGAAGUGCCAGAACCUUGCUGCUGUUGUCACCGUAGUGGUACAGCUUUCACAGAAACUUCAUACCGACUACAUGGAUCACCAAGCAAGACAAACAGUGCAGCUUUGGAGUGACUCGCCAGACACCGCAGGCAUAGACUCUGCUAGCAAUGUGUUCACGGAGUGGAGGAUGGAUGAUGAUGCAGAUGAGGAGAGCGAUCCAUUUCCUGUUGAACAAUCCCCAGACAUUGAAGGGGAUCUUGAAUCUGGUGAAAUCAAUAGAAGUUCCGUUUCUGCUAAGUUGGUGGCCAAUGAAAGCGAAGCUGGCCAUAAUCUAAUGUCUACAGAUCGCUUGCUAGAAAUGAUGCAAACAACAGAUGUGAUGCAAACAACAGACGUGCUGCAAACAACAGAUGUGAUGCAAACAACAGAUGUGAAACCAAUGGAGUGUAUGAUCCCAGUUCACGAAACUGGAGACCGCAUCAGAUUCGUUUUGCUAUGGUGCCUCAUUGGCUACUCCAUGACAUGUGCAGUUUUACUCUGGUGAGUUGUCUGUGUGUGUGUGUGUGUGUGUGUGUGUGUGUGUUUUCGGGCGUGUCCGUGUGCGUGCGUGCGUGUGCAUAUUUGUCGGCAUCAAUCCUUCCACAUGAGUAUGGAUAUCUCUGAAGAGCAUCCAACACCAAUAAGAUAUACAUGUGUUCCAAGCUAAUGACAUACUGUGCCCUAUGAAUUUGGCUUUCCAGUACCCUGGAAAUACAUUAUUGUUUUGUUUGUUUUUUGAUUAUUUUGGAAUGCACGAUGUAUGCAUUGGAUUAUGCUUUGGUUUACUUUUGCAAUGUUUACGUAUUUAUAUCCUUCAGCAGGAUGCUGUGCCAUGCAAUGAUCAUGAUUGUAUCUACAUGUAUUAUUAUCUGACGUGCAUCACUCAUGCCAUGCACUGUACAGGUGUGUUCAUUGCACCGCAUAUUUGUUCUCUUUCCGUUACUGCUUGUGUUUCGCUGGAAGCAAGCACAGCAUGCCAGUAGACAAGACUGACAGGAUCACCCUAGUGUGCUUGAAGCGUAUAAUGUACGUCCGUUCCCUCCAUUGCAAUGUGAAGGGUGACUGUACCCAACAUGUUUUCCUUGCAUUCAAGAAGAACAACACUUGUCCAAAGUCGAUUAUCAUGUUGUGCAAGCAUACAUAUUCUCUUCUGAAACAUUUUCUACGGCAUUUUCAAAUCAUUGCAAUUGCAUCUAUGUUGUGAUGCAUUCAAAUGCCAGUCUUCACUGAUGCUGAUGCCUGCUAUUAGGUGCACAUAAUAAUGAUUUUCCAAGUAUGAUAUCAACAUCGCUGUCGUGGCGCAUGCACUGCCCCGGGCCACUGCAUUGUUUUUUUGCCAAUACCAUUCUUUCUAUUGUCUUUUUGCCACUUGUCAUUGUAUUGCUCCCUGGUCUGUGCUUUCUCGAGAGUGAAUUUUUUUUAGAAACCCUUAUUUAAGCACCAUUAGCUUUGAAACCUAAGAUGUUCCCUUGCCCUUUCCGUCCCACCUAACCUCAAACAUUCUCUUGGUUGCUGAACUGCUUCAAAAAGGACCGCAUGCUCGCAAUCUUCUUCCCGCUGUCACACAUGCCUUUGAAGGACCUUCUUUACAGUAUAGAACUUCAUUUGCCUCUCUCUCUCUCUCUCUCUCUCUCUCCGAGGCUCUCUCUCUCUCUAUCUCUCUGUCUCCCUCUCUCUCUCUGUCUCUCUCUGUCUCUC
Sycon ciliatum is the source of this 16109-nucleotide messenger RNA. RefSeq lists its product as uncharacterized. The transcript has 6 exons. The coding region runs from base 457 to 14916 and encodes 4819 amino acids. NCBI's taxonomy places the organism in Eukaryota, Metazoa, Porifera, Calcarea, Leucosolenida, Sycettidae. The record is from RefSeq and is a predicted model, not a curated record. Gene Ontology annotation, molecular function: ATP hydrolysis activity; ubiquitin-protein transferase activity.